Messenger RNA from Brenthis ino (lesser marbled fritillary), 234 nucleotides. The record is from the annotation of a GenBank genome assembly. Lineage: Eukaryota; Metazoa; Arthropoda; Insecta; Lepidoptera; Nymphalidae.
AUGUUGGGUAAUUGUCAAAAACAAGAAAUGCGCUAUAUGGAUUGUCUUGAAGCCUAUGGACUAGAUCGUGGAAAAGUUAAAUGUCAUGAGUAUUUCGCAGACUAUCAUGAAUGCCAAACCAAGAUUAAGCAGUUUAAAAGAUUUGUGGCCAUGAGAAGAGAGAGGGACAGACAAAUAGCUGAAGGAAAACUUAAAGGAGAUGAACAAUAUUUGAAUCCCCGGAUUGAUGGUUUU